GGGCGGGGAGAGCAGGACCAGAGCGACGGGGAGGGGCCGGCCGGGGAGAGCAGGAGUAGAAGCGAGGCUCGGCAGCAGGCGGGGAGCCAGGGCGCCCCGGGGUCCGGCACGCUCCGGGGAGGGUACUGGGAGGGCUCCCGGGAGCGCCACCGGGAGAGGAAGGUGAAGCGCAGGGCCAAGCGCACGAAGCAGGUCGAGAGUAAGUACCGGCUGGAGAAGAAGCCCAACCUCCCGCAGGAGCGGAGGCAGGCGGAGACCCAGAAGAACGUGGUCUUGAAGGGGGAGACGAGCGAAGCCUGUCCCUGCUGGUUGUCGGAGCAGCGACGACGGCCGCCCACCAUCCAAAUCAGCCUCUCCCCCAAACCUCGCCGCCAGUCGCAGUGGUCCUCGCUCUGCCACACCUCGGUCAGUGUCAUUAACGAGCUGGCGCAGAUGGGCGACCCAGACGUCCUGGAAAUGGUGCAGGAGGAAGAGAGAAUAUCCAAUAGAGAAGCAGAAUAUAUUUUUGGAAUGAAUGAGCAGUCCCUGAGCAGCAGAGAGACCAGCUUUCUCAUCAGUGAAGAACCAGCGUCUGCAAAGCGAUACAAUUUGUUCCUGAAGCGACGUCUUUUGUUUAAAAAAGAUGAACAAAGCAAAGAUUCUAUCUUCUUCCGAGAUGGGAUUAGGCAAAUUGAUUUUGUGCUCUCCUAUGUUGAUGAUUUAAAGAAAGAAGCAGACCCCAAGGCGGAAAGGAGAAAAGAAUUUGAACAAAAUCUCAGAAAAACAGGUCUUGAGUUGGAAAUUGAAGACAAAAGGAACUCUGAAGAUGGAAAGACGUAUUUUGUCAAGAUCCACGCCCCUUGGGAGGUCCUAGUUACUUAUGCUGAAGUGUUGGGAAUCAAGAUGCCUAUUAAGGAGAGCGAUAUUCCUCUGCCUGAGAAUAUCCCAUUCAGCUGUAUGCUUGAGCCUCUGAAGCUCCCAAAGAAUGUGAAGCACCCUCAUCCUGAAUAUUUCACUGCCCAGUUCACCAGACAUCGGCAGGAACUCUUCCUCAUUGAAGACAAAUCAAGCUUCUUUCCAUCCUCAUCAAGAAACAGAAUUGUUUAUUAUAUUCUCUCACGGUGUCCUUUUGGCGUAGAAGAUGGGAAGAAAAAGUUUGGGAUUGAAAGACUGCUAACUUCUAAUACCUAUUCAUCUGCCUAUCCACUCCAUGAUGGUCAAUAUUGGAAGCCAUCAGAACCUCCUAACCCUGUCAACGAGAGGUACACACUUUGCCAGAAUUGGGCUCGGUUUUCCUAUUUUUACAAGGAGCAGCCUUUAGAUUUGAUUAGGGAUUAUUAUGGAGAAAAGAUUGGCAUGUAUUUUGUCUUUCUUGGAUUUUACACGGAAAUGCUGUCCUUUGCGGCUGUCGUUGGCUUAGCUUGUUUCAUUUACGGCUUAUUAUCAAUGGAUAAUAACUCAAGCAGCACUGAAAUCUGUGACCCUAAGAUUGGAGGGCAGAUUAUCAUGUGCCCGCUCUGUGAUCUAGUGUGUGAUUAUUGGAGACUAAAUACUACGUGUUUGGCUUCAAAGAUCUCGCAUUUGUUUGAUAACGAGUCCACAGUGUUCUUUGCAAUAUUCAUGGGAAUUUGGGUCACAUUGUUUUUGGAGUUUUGGAAACAGCGACAAGCCAGAAUGGAAUAUGAGUGGGACCUGGUGGACUUUGAAGAGGAACAGCAGCAGCUUCAGCUGAGACCUGAAUUUGAAGCUAUGUGUAAACACAGGAAAAUAAAUGCAGUAACUAAGGAGAUGGAACCUUAUAUGCCUCUAUAUAGUCGCCUUCCAUGGUACUUUUUAUCAGGAGCUACGGUGACGUUAUGGAUGGCUCUUGUCAUUGCCUGUAUGGUAGCUGUGAUUGUGUACCGCCUGUCAGUCUUUGCUACAUUUGCUAGCUUUAUGGAAAGCGAAGCAUCCUUUAAGCACGUCAAAAGUUUCCUCACUCCCCAGAUAACUACAUCACUCAGUGGAUCCUGCUUAAACUUUAUCGUCAUCUUGAUCUUGAAUUUCUUUUAUGAAAAGAUAUCUGCGUGGAUUACAAAAAUGGAAAUUCCUCGAACUUACCAGGAAUAUGAGAGCAGUCUUACCUUGAAAAUGUUCCUGUUUCAGUUUGUAAAUUUUUACUCGUCCUGCUUCUAUGUAGCUUUCUUUAAAGGGAAGUUCGUGGGCUAUCCCGGAAAAUACACAUAUUUGUUUAAUGUGUGGAGAAGUGAAGAGUGUGAUCCUGGAGGCUGUCUAAUAGAAUUGACGACCCAGUUGACCAUCAUAAUGACUGGGAAACAGAUCUUUGGAAACAUUAAAGAAGCCAUUUAUCCUAUGGUUCUGAAUUGGUGGAGACGUCGAAAAGCUCGGACCAAUUCCGAAAAGCUAUACAGUCGAUGGGAGCAGGAUCAUGACCUUGAAACUUUUGGAUCUCUUGGGCUGUUCUAUGAGUACUUAGAAACAGUUAUCCAAUUUGGAUUUGUCACAUUAUUUGUGGCCUCUUUUCCUUUGGCUCCUCUUCUUGCUCUCUUGAAUAAUAUUAUAGAGAUCCGAGUAGAUGCCUGGAAACUUACAACUCAGUACAGGAGACCGGUAGCUGCUAAAGCUCAUAGCAUAGGUGUUUGGCAAGACAUUCUUUAUGGAAUGGCUGUCCUUUCUGUUGCAACUAAUGCUUUUAUUGUUGCAUUUACCUCGGACAUCAUUCCCCGUUUAGUUUACUACUAUGCCUACUCAAAGGAUGCCACUGCACCCAUGAAAGGAUAUGUCAAUGACAGCCUGUCAACAUUCCUGAUAGCUGAUUUUCCAAACCACACUGCACCUUGGGAGAAACGAGACUUCACCACUUGCAGGUACAGGGAUUACAGAUAUCCACCUGAUCAUGACCAGAAAUAUUUUCAUAAUAUGCAGUACUGGCACGUCCUUGCUGCCAAGAUGACUUUCAUCAUUGUUAUGGAACACGUUGUGUUUUUAGUUAAAUUUUUGUUGGCCUGGAUGAUUCCUGAUGUUCCAAAAGAUGUUCUGGAGAGAAUCAAGAGAGAAAAGUUAAUGACUAUCAAGAUUCUCCAUGACUUUGAGCUUAACAAAUUAAAAGAGAACUUGAGAGCUAAUUCAAGUGAACUUGCCAAAGAAGUCCUGAUUCAGGAAAACAAAACACAACUGGCUAAAUCAACAGUCUAAUCAACAUAAUGAACAAGCCACUGGUUGCCUGUUAGGCUUCACAAUUUUCCGUGGGUUUUCAGGCCAGAGGCCAGAAGCCACAUGUCAGUUUCACCCUGCCUCCUCCUCUUCCUUCUUCUUUUUUAACUGAGAGUUUUCUGUACCCUUUUACAGAGGCCAACUUUGUGAGGUUGGAAGAAUACCACUUGUCUGCUUCAUUGACUGAGCCCUCUGCAGAUAUUGUUUUCUGGAGUUCUAGAAAUGAUUGUUAAGAGUGCAUAUCAAAUCAGAAUAGUGGAAAAUCAUGGGAUGUUGCAGUUUAGAAUUAAACACUGGACUUGGGCUAUCCCAUCAUGUUCCAGUGCAUCUGCACAUUUUCAUGGUCUCCUAUUGGGUUGUUUUAUAACUUCUUCCCAUCAAGAAAAAUGUUGGGACAUGGAGAAAAGAAGUGAAGAGGCCGACUGAGCCAUCUAUAUCCUGCCAUCUUCGACCAUGUGAAUGAAACCCCCAAAUUAAACGACUUAAGAAAACUCACUUAUUAAAUGCGUUGAGUAAAUAUCAUGGCAGGGAUUUGUUUUUGAAAUCAUCCUGAAUAAGGUAAACUUCCAUCAGAAUCCCAGAUAGCCCUUCCAGGUCAAUGCAGAAUUGAUUUUUCAAGAGACUGGACAUUUGGGUUUCAACAAAAGUCUAACAUCUCAGUUCUUUAAAGACGACAUUUUGGUAACGGCAAUUUCAGGUGUGGAUUGUUAUCUGGAAAACAGCAUUAAGUUGUUAGAUUGCUUCAGUUCUUUAAGUAAAUGAAAGAUAUUGUAGAGAAGUAAAUGUGUCUUCUUACUAGUUAACAAACACAAGACAAUGAAUAUUGAUUAAUUUGUUGAGCUUAAUCUAUAAAAAAUCGUUGAAUUUUUUAAAAUCAUUUUUCUUCUACAAUGUGUAUUUUGCAUCAUGAAACCUGUUUGAGCAUUAGCUCUUUGUAUAAGUUAGGUACAAGUUGUUUAUGAAAUUUGAUCUCUCUGUUUAAAGCGAUCUCAAGUCUUUUAAUGGGUUUACACUGUUUUCUAUUGAUGCAUUCAUUGCUCCAUAGAGUGCUCAGUGCCUUGUCCCUAUGCCUUUGACACACAAGAAGUGGUUGUGCUGUUCAUCUGAUGUGAUGUAACAUCUCAAAUGUUAGCUUCUUUUAGAGAAAUUGUCAAUUUAACAUUAUUCAUGGAGUUUAACACCAAAAGAUCAACCAAGGAAGAAGGGGGUGAUGGAUUUGAUAGCUAAGUGAGAAAAAAUUAAUUGAAUGAUUUCUCUCAUAUGUAGGCCUAUGGCACAUGUACACCUGUUCUUCUUUCUCUUAAAAAUACUUCAUCCAUAUUUUUAACAUUAUAGAGUGAGAGAUACAGUUCAGUUAUAUAGUAUUUACGUCCGUAGCUUCAAAUUACACUUCAGUUCCAAAAAAAUGGUGUUUUUUUAAAUUGUAUACAAAAGGAGAAACUUUAUCACAAGAUUUUUUUAGGUAGUAUUUCAUUAUUUGAUCCUAAUACAUUUUUGUAGAAUUGCCAAUAUUAAGUAUAUGGCAGGUGGUAUUAACUGGUGUUCAGUAUUAAGCAUUUAGAAAUGAGGAUUAUGAAUUUUAUAAAACCAUGAGACAGUUACCCCAAUAUUGGCAAUAAUGAUUUGGCAUCCACUGGGUAUAUUUUAUAAAAAAAACAUUUUUGUGUAAUUUAAAAUGAUCUCAUUAUUGAAAAAAUGAUUUCAUAAGAAGAGGAGACCUAUUUUUUGCUUGAGAACACCAGUCAAUGUUACUAUGAAAUAAGCCACAGAUGCAGUAUCUUUGGCUUGUGAAAUCAAACUCUUUGUUACUACAGUGUUGUCCCUUGUGCACAGCUCAUACAUAUUGCUUUCUUCCAGGUGCUAAUAAAAAUAAGGAAGAGUGUGGAAA
Messenger RNA from Felis catus (domestic cat), 5080 nucleotides. RefSeq names its product anoctamin 5 (gene ANO5). Gene Ontology annotation, cellular component: plasma membrane. Bases 433 to 3174 code for a protein of 913 amino acids. The transcript has 22 exons. NCBI's taxonomy places the organism in Eukaryota, Metazoa, Chordata, Mammalia, Carnivora, Felidae. Gene Ontology annotation, molecular function: chloride channel activity; protein dimerization activity. Gene Ontology annotation, biological process: chloride transmembrane transport. The record is from RefSeq and is a predicted model, not a curated record.